This is a messenger RNA of Ascochyta rabiei, 1182 nucleotides long. RefSeq lists its product as uncharacterized. Bases 1 to 1182 code for a protein of 393 amino acids. The record is from RefSeq and is a predicted model, not a curated record. NCBI's taxonomy places the organism in Eukaryota, Fungi, Ascomycota, Dothideomycetes, Pleosporales, Didymellaceae. Gene Ontology annotation, molecular function: glycosyltransferase activity. The transcript is spliced from 2 exons.
AUGCGUCGACGGCGGUCUGACCAACUCCCUCGAUUCACGGGGGGAGAGGACGCGCGCCCCCUCGCCUUCCGCUUCCGCCGACGACAUGCCUUGUACCUCUGUGGCGUGCUGUUGGUAUGCUGGUGGUUCCUGUACCCGUCGGCGGAGGGCGCGUCGACACGGGGCGCGACCAAGUGGAGCAACUACGCAUACAGCCUGUAUGCGACGGACAGCGCGACGCUCUGCCACGCCCUUCUCCUCUUCGAUGCGCUCGCGAGGCUCGGCAGCCGGGCAGACCGGGUGCUCUUCUACCCCCAGCACUGGGACACGGAGGUGACGGACGCCCGAGAUCGAGACAGCCAGCUGCUCGUCCUGGCGCGCGACCAGUACCAGGUCAAGCUGCACCCCGUCAAGCUGCUGACGGUGGAGGGCCGCACCCAAGAUGAAUGGACCGGCACCUGGGACAAGUCGGUCACCAAGUUCAUGGCCUUCUCGCUCGCCUACUACGACCGCGUCAUCGCCAUGGACUCGGACGUGACGCUGCUGAAGAACAUCGACGAGCUCUUCCUUCUCCCGUCCACGCCCAUGGCCAUGCCCCGCGCCUACUGGGCCGACAGCAAGCCGUGGCCGCUGACGUCGAUGCUCAUGGUCCUGCAGCCCGACCUGGACGAGUUUGAGCGCUUCAAGCAGACCCUGGGCGGCGGCGGCCACAAGGAGCUGGUCGACGCGCACAGAUUCGACAUGGAGCUGGUCAACGAGCGCUUCGAGGAGAGCGCGCUGGUGCUUCCGCACCGGCCCUAUGCCCUGCUGACGGGCGAGUUCAGGCGGCAUGAUCACAGCGCCUAUCUCGGCAAUGUCUUUGAGACAUGGGAUGCCGACAAGGUCUACGGUGAGGCCAAGCUCGUCCACUUCAGCGAUUGGCCGCUGCCCAAGCCCUGGAUCAUGUGGCCGACCGAGGGGCUGGAGGAGAUGCAGCCAGACUGCGGCGGGAGCCACGUGGGGAGCUGCGCAGAGCGGAAGAUCUGGAAGCAUCUGUACGAUGAUUUUAGGAGGAGACGACGCGACAUAUGCAAGCUGCUGAGUGUGCCUGCGCCCGACUGGUGGACCAUCAAGCAUGGAAAGCGUCCAGGCAACGCAACCGACGGCACCGAGCAUGCUGCGCCUUCAGCUAAUGCGUCUGUUCUUGGCGGCGGCAGUGGCUGA